GAGAAAAAGAUAGAGAGGAAUAAGUGAAAGGAAACAAACAAAAUGGUGGUGGGGCUUCUUUAGGAUUCGGAGGGAGAUAGUGUUAGGCAGCCCUUAUUGGUGGCAGGAGUAUAUUAUUGCUGAAGGAAGGAGGAGCGAGAGGUUAGAACAACUCAAGUCUAGAGAGGGAACCAAAAGGGAAAAAUAGCAAAAAUAAUCGAUGCAGUUCUGUUCUUGUUAUUCCAAUCUUCUCUCCUACUGAUUCUUUUUUAGAAUUAUGGGAUCAGCUCUGUCCCUGUGUUGGGUGGUUUCUGUCAUAACAUGACACCAAAAACUCUCGCUCUUGCUUGGUCACAAGUUCAGUUCUUGCAGAGCCAGCUCCUAUUUUGAAGCCAAAUACAGUAUCUUUGAAGCUUUGGUAACACCAAUCUGAUGACAAAAUCAAUCACUGUCUCCCCUCGUCCUUGUAUUGAUCUAUCAGCUGGUCUCAUCUUCGGCUUCUGAAGAGGAUGGCCACAUUCUUCUCUAUUUCCAGCAAUCAGAGGGACCACACUGUCGGCGGCGACAUGUCGUUCCACCACUACCCCACGUCGAAUCCCUACUCGGACUCACCAACCGGCGGUCUGAUCCCCCUCCCGGCAACCAUCGUGCAGCAAGGCCACGUUGCGCACGGCGGCGACAGAGACGAGCCGGCCGCGUUCGUGAAAGCGAGGGACGGGCCAACGAGCAGCGCCGAGAUGGGCCUGCACACGCAGCUUCUCAUGGCGAGCGCGUCGGCAGCGCAGAACCAGGGCCUGUCGCUUAGCCUCGGCACGCAAGGCGUUCCGUUGUCUCUUUAUCAGUACCGCCAAGCGGGCAUGGCCGCGGCCUCCCUGCUUAGCCCGAACCGGUCGGCGGCGGUGAGCAGGAACGCGCAGAGCAACAUCUACAUCCAGAACUCCAAGUACCUGAAGGCGGCGAGGGAGCUGCUGGACGAGGUGAUCAAUGUCCGGGACGCGAUCGUGCGGAAGGGCGACAAGAACCAGAGCAAGGAUUCCGGCGAGAGAAAGGACGCCGAGAAGAGCGAGGAGAAGGCCGGCGAGCAUGAGGGGAACUCGCCCGCCGAGCUGACGGCGUCGGAGCGGCAAGAUCUUCAGAACAAAGUGUCGGCGCUGAUGGCACUGCUGGAUCAGGUUGACCGAAAGUACAGGCAUUACCACCACCAGAUGCAGAUCAUCAUGUCGUCCUUCGACGCGGUGGCAGGCGCCGGUGCGGCGAGACCGUACACGGCGCUCGCGCUGCAGACAAUUUCCCGCCACUUCCGGUCGCUGCGUGACGCUAUCGGCGCGCAGGUGCAGUCCUUUCGCCGGAGCCUCGGCGAGAAGGACACCUCCUCGGCCUCGCAGGGCGGCGGGCUCUCCCGGCUGCGCUACAUCGACCAGCAGCUGCGGCAGCAGCGCGCCAUGCAGCAGUUCGGCAUGAUUCAACAGCCGCAGCACGCCUGGCGCCCCCAGCGUGGCCUCCCGGAGUCCGCCGUCUCCGUCCUCCGUGCCUGGCUCUUCGAGCAUUUCCUCCACCCGUAUCCAAAAGAUUCCGAGAAGGUGAUGCUUGCAAGACAGACCGGCUUGUCCAGAGGCCAGGUGUCCAACUGGUUCAUCAACGCGCGUGUUCGUCUGUGGAAGCCGAUGAUCGAGGAGAUGUACAAGGAGGAAUUCGGCGCGGAGAUGGACUCGCACUCGUCGUCGGAGAACGCUGGCAAGGGCAAGGACGAAGCGAUAUCAUCGGAGGACCACGACGAGUUCCAGAGCCCGCCUAGCGCUGCAAAGCACAACGCAGGCUACUUCAACUCGUUCAAGUCGGAGGCGAUGGGCAGAAUGGACGCCGGCGGCGUCGGCCUGUCCAACCUCGACGGCGCCAUGGGAACGUACGCGACCGGCCUCAACCUGAGCCAGCAUGGGCCGGGCUCUGUCGGCAGCGGCAACAGCAGCAGCCUCCUGCAGGAGGCGCUCGCGCAUCACCACAGCGGUGACGCGAGGUUCGUGGCGUACGGCGACAUGGCCGGCCAACUUGGCGGCUACGACGGCGGCAGCGUGUCGCUGACGCUUGGCCUGCAGCACCGCAACGACACCGGAGCCGUGCCGGCCGAGCAGCAGGGCCUGCUGUACGGAAACGCCGGCGACUUCGAGUUCAUGAACGGCUCCGAGGACCGGCAGCGGUUUGGCUCGUCGCAGCUGCUGCACGAUUUUGUCUUGUGAGCGGAAUAACGCCGACGGCGUCAGAAGCCUGGAGUGGCCGGCCGCCCGGCCCCAUCGCGGGUAUACAGUGGUUACAGUUCAUGGCACACGGUCAUAAGCAAGUAUAUACGUAUACUGGUGUGGUAAGUGAAGUAGGGGGAGGGGGUGUAUGAAGUAUAAACUGUAUACGAGAUGGGGUGUAGCGCUUGCUGUAAAGAGAUAGAUUGGUAUUUUUGGUAGCUUGAAGAUUCGUGUACUGAUGAUUCAAGUCCAGAUACGACGUGUUGUUGGUCCAAUUGGACCUUAGUCUA
Messenger RNA from Phragmites australis (common reed), 2503 nucleotides. Its product is annotated as BEL1-like homeodomain protein 7. The coding region runs from base 489 to 2213 and encodes 574 amino acids. Gene Ontology annotation, biological process: regulation of transcription by RNA polymerase II. The record is from RefSeq and is a predicted model, not a curated record. NCBI's taxonomy places the organism in Eukaryota, Viridiplantae, Streptophyta, Magnoliopsida, Poales, Poaceae. The transcript has 5 exons. Gene Ontology annotation, molecular function: RNA polymerase II cis-regulatory region sequence-specific DNA binding; DNA-binding transcription factor activity, RNA polymerase II-specific.